Messenger RNA from Schistosoma rodhaini, 1730 nucleotides. The record is from the annotation of a GenBank genome assembly. NCBI's taxonomy places the organism in Eukaryota, Metazoa, Platyhelminthes, Trematoda, Strigeidida, Schistosomatidae.
GUUACUUUUGUUAAAAUCUUUUGUAAAGGACCUGGUGUAAUUGACACUAUUACAAAUGAUCCCAGCUGUAGUGAUGUUUGUUCGCUGUUUUCAUAUUGUGACUGAAAUUAUGCAAGGUGAUGGAACCAUCGCAGGGUGUUUUGCGGUUUUCGGCGGAUAUUUAAUCCACUUGUCCUAUGGUUAUUUAUAUUCCUUAACAAAUAUGGUACCAUACAUAAUGGGAUAUCUGAUAACUUUCAUUGACCCACAUAUAUGCGUUCAAACAUCCGUUUGGUUUUCUGCAGUUACUUUUGCUGUUUAUGGCAUCUUUAUGCCACUUGGCGGAUUUCUCUCGCGUAAAAUUGGUUAUCGACCUGUUCUAGCUCUCAGUUGUUUGUUUCUCAGUGGAGGUGUUUUAUUAUCUUACUUUACGAUAGAAAAGACGUACGUUGGAGUUAUUUUGACCUAUUCUUUCCUGUUUGGUACAGGUGUUGGAUUAGGCUUUUCAGUAACUUUGGCCGUUGCUGCAACAUGGUUUCCUGAACAUAGAGGCUUUGUGGUUGGACUGGUGGUUAGUGGAUAUGGUAUGGGAUCAUUGGUGUUCAGUCCUAUCCAAACAUUUUUGAUAAACCCAAACAAUGUCCCAGUUAACAAUGUGACAAGACAGUUUGAUGAUCCUGAAAUACUUAACAGACUGCCACAUAUAUUUCUUGUUAUUGGGGCUAUUCUAUCAGUUACUCAGAUCAUUGGUCUGAUCUUACUGCGUUCAAAGCCUAAAUGGAAUUGUGAAGAUGAUAAAAUUGAAAUCUUGGACGACAGUGGGUCUUCAGAUUGUGAAAUUAUGGAUGACGAGGUAAAAUUUUCAAAUUGUUCAAAUGCAGUGGACAUAACACCUAGUCGAUUGUUUCGUCAUAUCGACUUCUACCUUUUAUGGUUGAUCGAACUUUGUAACAGCAUACCGCUUACACUUUUAACUUCUUCCUAUAAAUUAUUUGGUCAGUCGUUUAUCAGUGACGAUAAGUACUUAACAAUUAUAGUUACAAUGACUGCUGUUUUCAAUGCCAGUGGCCGUAUUUUAUGGGGAACAAUUGUAGACCAAUUUUCAUAUAAGAUUCCAUUUUGUAUAAUAAGCCUGAUGUGGGCCAUCCUUCUUUUGACGUUCCCUUACAUCAGUCUGACGGAUGGAUUGACAGCGAAAAUACUUUAUUGUAUUUGGGGUAUUGGAGGUUUUCUUUUCUUAAGCAGUGUAUCAACAGUGGCUCCAGCAGCCAUAGGGUCGAUGUUCGGAUGCACAAACAUGGCUAUCAACUACGGGAUAAUAGCAUGUGCACGGCUGAUUUCACCGGGUACUGGUUGGACUGUAUGAUCUGUUCUCUCGAAGCUAAUUUUUCAAAGGAAUUCUAUCUUUCGACUUCUUAAUUUGAUAUAUUGUUUUAAAUUAUGUAAUUGAAGGCGGUUGAACCUAUCGAUCUACAACUUUGAGUACAUUAUUCACGCAGCUAGACUACAAAGUAAUGAGCCGUAAAGAUAACUCAACUCGCAUACCUACAGCCGGAACAACUGAAUCAACGAGGAAUAGUAAUUAUUUUUAAACUGUAGAUUACUAACGUUACUAUUUUUUACAAACAUUAUUGAAUAUAAUAUAGCUGAUAUUAACAGUUUUUAAAACAUGGUACAUACUAAACAUAUAAGGACAAGUCGAUGUCGGCCCGAAAUGUCUGUUCCGCUUUUACUGUUGUUUUAUCAUACCA